Populus euphratica (Euphrates poplar) is the source of this 3100-nucleotide messenger RNA. Its product is annotated as acyl-CoA synthetase family protein. The record is from RefSeq and is a predicted model, not a curated record. Bases 35 to 2113 code for a protein of 692 amino acids. Lineage: Eukaryota; Viridiplantae; Streptophyta; Magnoliopsida; Malpighiales; Salicaceae. The transcript is spliced from 7 exons.
CCUAAACAUUAUUGGAAAAAGCAAAAAAAAUAUCAUGAGGGCGACCUCUCCUACUUCACCAGAAAUAAUGGAACUCUUCUCUAAACUAGCAUUCGAUCUCCAAACCCUAACUCACAAUUCGCCAAUCAUUCAAGAACAACAACAACAAGAGUUCAAUGAUUCUUCAAUUGAUCCCUCAAUCUCAAAGCUAGCAAUGUCUCUCACUCACAAUCCUGGGGUUAGGGUUUUGGACACUGCUUUAUCUCUCAUGUGCUUUAAAGCGCCACAGGUUCUUGACUCAGUGGUUGAGUAUUCUGUGAAGACAAUUGUUAGUGUCUUGUCUUCAUCAAUAUGUUGUGAGGUGUCCCGGUUUCGUGAUGAAGAGGUUCUGCAGAUCGGUAGCUUCAUUUCCCGCAGCCAUUGCAUGGAACUAAUUGAAUGUGUUUUUGAUGUUAUUUCAAAAUUGAAGGAGCUUGGGAUGCCUAUUGAUUUGCUGUUAUCUGCUGUGGUUAGAGUUGCGGCUUCAGCUUCUUGCUAUAGAUAUCUAUCCCCAUCAAUGCGUGUUCUUGAUGUUAAAUCCUUUGAUGGAAGUAUCACUGCUAUCUCAAAGCUGCUGUCUCACUUGCCCAUGAAUUUCUCCCUUAGCAACCAUGAAAUACCAACGAGGUUGUUAAUUUGGUACCUUGAUCCAUUAGCUCUAAAGCAUGAUAUUUCAAAAAUCUUGCAAGGAACCAUACAAAGACCAUUCCUUUGUUUGAGAAUGGAAUUUUAUGAGAGGAUGGAUUGGCGCUCGAUUCUUGUAUGCUGGGUACUUUCUCCAGUUAUGUUCAUUGAUACCAGAGCUCUAUUACAUGACUGGUUUCUGCAGACGGGUCUUAGUUCUGUUGUAGAGCUUCUGAUGGAAUUAGUUUCACUGAUACUAGAUGUAAUUUCUAGACCAACAUGGUGGGGUCUAUCAUUAGAGCUGGGAUUGAAGCUUCCAUUUUCUAAUGCAUAUUUUCCAUAUCAAAGUGAUUUCUUGAGGACUUUGACUGGACCCUUCUCGUAUGGAAGUUUCCUACAAUUAGUUCACAUGACAAGAAAAUCAGCUUCUCUGCAUAGAGAACUAUGUGAUCCAACUAUCAAGCCAUCGGCAGUGAGGGUUGCAUCAAUAGAUCAUAAAUCUAUCUGGGCCCUGGCAAUAAGCUUUCCAGACUGGUUCUAUUUUGCUUCAGUUUUACUCUUUUCUGAUGAUAAAAAUUCCCAUCAAAACAUUCAAGUUAAAUGCCCCUUAGGGGUACUGGAAUUUGGGCAACUACCUGCUUCUGCUGCAACUUUUAUUGCUUGGAUUCUGAGCCCCAUUAACAAAUCUAAUCAGGAUGCACUGUUUGAAAACCUGACAAAACUAUCAAAGUGUUGGAAUCUGAAAGAAAUCAGCUCAGAUAAUAGUCAGAAUGGGAUGGCUGGCUACAAGAAGAAACUUAAGAAACCCAGAUUUUGCGACAGCAAGGAGGAUUCUACUCUUGGAAACAAGUAUGAUUGUCAAGUCAUUAUCCUCUGGCUCAAACAAUUCCAGAAUAUCAUGAAGCAUAAUGAAAGCAUUGAUGAGUUGGCAUUCUGUGAGCCAAAGUCUUAUUCUCUUCUCCAGCAGCAUGAUAAGCUGUUCAGAAGAAUACCACUAGGCAUCUUGAUUGGGUCCUCCGGUUAUAUAAACGAAGAUGGAUGUGAGCUGCUGCUUCAUUAUGCUGCCACUGGUAGGAUACACGACUCACUUGGAACUGAGAAUACUGGCUUGAAACAUGUAAAUUAUAAUUCUUCAGAGCCAGAAGAUUUGUUUGUUAACAAAGAGGAGGCUGUAUUAGGAGCCUGUCUAGUCUUCAGUUUAACUGAUGUUGUUGACAGGAUGUCUGUCUCACUAUUUGAAACUGAAAAGACUGGAGAGGAUUUUCUAUACCUGGUGAAAUUAAGGGCUGGCAGGUACUUGCUCAAGUGUAUCAAGAGGCUAACACAGUUUAAUGUUGAUGAGGAUGGAGUACCAAUGCUUUUGGAUCUCCAAGGUAGACUGGAGAGGUGGAGGUAUCAAGGGAAAGAAGUACCAGAGUUUCAAGAAGAUCUAGAUGAUGCCCUUAAAGGUUUAAGCACUGAGUUAUCAUGAGAUUCUUAAAGCUACGGAGCCCUUUGAUUAUGCACAGCGUCCUAGAGAAAUUUUACAAUUCAGCAUCGGAGAUUGAGUCUAUUGGAAGCUUAUGAGUAAUGGAUUGUUGUGUUUUAAUAGCGUGUGGGAUCGUAUUAGAUCUUCAAAGCAAGAGUUAACUGGUUUAAAUUGGUGUGGGUCCUUCCUGAUUUCCUGUUAAUGUUAUCAUCCAUUCAUAAUAGGCGACCAAUGAAUGGAAGAAACAGUGGAAUAGUUAUUAAUCCUCACCCUCUAAUUUGUCAUCAAGAUACAAAAACCAGAACUGUCAACUUCAUAAAUCCAGGGGAGUCCAGGUAAUCAGGGCUGAGAACUUCUAUAAUAUUGAAAAACCACUUGAUGGAUCACAUCAAGAGUUGUGAUGGAAUAAGUCUAAGGCUCCUCUGUAAACAGGGUUUUUCUUGUGUUUUUUAAAGAAUAGCUUGGGAGUUGGUCCUCUCAUGUUGGGUGAAAGCAACAACGAUUGCACCGGCAGGCUUGUAUGAAAUUCCGCAGUAGUUUCCACUCAAUUUGCCCGGAUGUCAAGAUGAAGAUUUAUGCGGUCAGCUAUCAAUCCCCUUUGAUUAUUUUUUUUUUCUUGCUUUAUUCUUUACCUUCUGUGUGAAGCUUUUGUUUUCUGGUUGUUUAAGUUUUUGGUAGCUUCAUUUUCAUUUUUAAUAGUUUGAUAGACGAAAUUGACUCUCGAUUACCAAAAAAUCAUAACACUGGAAUAUUUGGUGGGAGUCCUAUUGCAGGAUAGAAGGAGAAAACACAUCUUGAUGUGCCAGUUGCCUGUGUAUUAUGGGAUUCAUGUGGGGAUGCGAUAUCUGUUCUGUAAUUCUUAGAAAUUUUUAAUCAAGUCCUUCUAUCCAUGUCUAAGGUACAAACUUACAAAUACUCAACCGCUGCACGCUAAAGACUUGCCUGUAUGAAUUUGCAAGACUAAAAGCUUCCAGACUAUAUGUAGCCUGU